Molecule: messenger RNA, 4053 nt
Organism: Vespa mandarinia (Asian giant hornet)
Lineage: Eukaryota; Metazoa; Arthropoda; Insecta; Hymenoptera; Vespidae
Source: RefSeq, a predicted model, not a curated record
ACGACGAGUAGGCUCGUCAGUCAGCGCACGACCGUAGACUAAGUAGGACGUGUUUUGUUUAGAAGAGCUCUGACGUUCUUCGUUGUUUUUCAAAUCACCGAGGACAUUAGCUUUACGUAUCGAGCUUUACGUGUUUCUAUUCGUCUCUAUUGUAUAACAUCGUACGACAAAGGGACAAACGACAAUUGUCAGUUGACAAGAGAUAUCUCCGUCGUCGAUUAUCGAACGAAUUCGUUAAAGCGCUCGAUCAAUGCGAAUGGCUGGUUGGUGGUCAUCUGUCAAAUUCGUCCAGAUAGAGAUACAGAAUCUGCGCGUGAUUCGUGGCGAAGAAGAAAGAGAACGAAUAUCGAAGAAAUAAUUUGAGUGUUUUGUAAUAUCAAAGAAAAAAAAAGAAAAAAAAAAAAGAAAAGAAAAAGAAAAAAAAGAAAAAGAAAAAAAAAAGGAAAGCAAAAGUAAAACGAGAAGAAAAGAUAAACAAACAAACAAUAAAAGAAAAAAAAGAAAGAACGAACCUAUCAAAGAAUUAUAUCAGUCUUUGAUUAAAGCUCGUACGAUAUAUCGAACGAAAGUACAUUUCUAUUUACAAUUCAAAUUCCAGUGAGUUAGAUCGAUAUAAUUAAUCACACAUAAUGUAGCCUGUUAAAUGUGUACAAGUAAAAUAGGAAAUAUAUAUUGAAGAGAAAAUAUGUCGAUCGUUCUUUUAAAAAUCAAAAAUAAAGAGGGUGUAGUGAUAUUACAUUAAAAUAAGAGGUGGUGGAAGAAGAAGAAGAAGAAGAAGAAGAAGAAGAAGAAGAAGAAGAAAAAGAAGAAGAAGGAGAAGGUGGUGGUGGUGGUGGUGUUGGAGGAGUUGGUGGAGCUAUUGAUGGUGGUAGUGGUUGUUGUUGUUGAGGUGUAGCCAGAGAAGAGAAUAAUUUGUGCUCUACACGAGCUUCUUUCGUGAAGGCCGAAGGAGAAAGGAGUGAAGUGUCUCGAGACAGAAUGAAGACGUUGGGUGACGUUGUUGCCGAUCCUGUCGACGAGGAGAAGGACAGUACAGAUUCAGGGCAUGGAACUGCCGGUAAAGAAUUUGGUCAGAGAACUCUAAGAUCCUUGAAAAGAGGACUCGGUCGAUUGUGGAAGAGACACAGGGGCAAUGCCUCGAUAACCGACUAUGACCCUUGUUAUAAGGUCGCCUAUCUUGGGAAUGUCCUUACUGGAUGGGCCAAGGGCGAAGGAUGCGUCGAAAAGCCAGUGUCGACUUUAUGGCGGAACUAUGUGACCAGCAGCAGACCCGAUGUUUCUAUGAGGUUGACAGUAACCAAUGGUGGUUUAACUGCCACUACAAAAGACCAUGGCUUGACGGAAUAUUGGGCUCAUAGGGUCACUUAUUGCACAGCACCAGUGUCACAUCCACGUUUAUUUGUUUGGGUAUACAGACAUGAAGGACGUAGACUUAGGCCUGAAUUAAGGUGCCAUGCUGCAUUAUGCAGCAAAGAGUCUACUGCGAGAAGGUUAGCAUCGACAUUGAAUGCUAGGUUACAACAGGCCCUUCUUGAAUUUCGCAGGGACAAGGUCUCUAGGCAAAAUGCUAGAUUGUCCUUGGCCAAUGCUCUCUACGAAAAUCCUUCGUUACCAAGGAGAAAGCUUUUAUUGAGUACAGGUGGUCAGAAUUAUCGGCCACCUUUAGAAAGGUCGAAAAGUGCACCGAAACUUUCGGCGAUCGAGGAGGAUGCCGUUGCAGAAGAGAUUGAACAACAAAGACUUCUCGAAGAAUUGAGAACGUUAGAGACCGUAGCCAGAAGUUGGCAAGAUCAAGAUGGCUGGAGAUUGGCACGUCUUUUGGAUGCACUCAAUCGAGAAUCUUCCGAUGAGAAUGGAAGUAUCUCAAGUGGAUGUGAGACAGCUAGUACAGCAACGAGCGAGGAAAGAACAAUUGGACCUGAGGAUCAUCAAACGACUGGUGAGACAGAGCAUCAAGCAAAUGCGAGGAUCCUUUAUACAGAGGAGAAUGAAAUAGGAAGGGAUACCGGACCACGAAGGAAUUCCGAAGGUUCACCGAAUUUCAUGACGUGUGCCGGUAGUCCACGUUUCCAUCGUUGCAACGUUAAACCGAAUCGAAAGAGGUUCUCAUUGAGAAGCGAAGAAGAUGAAUCAAUGGAAGAAGAGGAAGAAGAGGAAACCGAAGACACCGCUUCGAAUCUUUUUGAUUUCGAGGACGUCGAGGAUUUCGACGAUGUGGUGGAUUAUAGACCGAGGGGUGAGAUACUUUGUAGAAUUGAAAAUACAGAGGAAAAGGAGAGGCGAAUAUUGGAAAAAUAUCCAAGCCGAUUGAGCCGUCAAUUGUCACAGAACGAUGAAAGUACGUUUUUGACGUUGGAUUCUCUCGACGAGGAAGCAGAUAGCGAUGAAAGUGGUUACGUUGAAGCACCACCUAAAUCAUUUCUUGGACAGGAAGAUAAUAGGAAGGAGGAGAGUAAUAAGUUCGAAAAUUCCAAGAAAGAGCUUGACGUUAUUGUAGAUAAUAAAUCGAACGAUAAGUUCGAGCAGAAGGACGAAAAUAUGACAAUUGAGAAAAAGACAGAUGAUAGGAAGCAAUUGGACGUAGAUUCGAAUGAUCCUAUUCACGUGAUCGAUGAUAAUCAAAGGAUCAAAGAUAGAGAACGCGAAAGGGCAGAGUUUAUAAAGUGUCCUAUCUCAGAGACGAUCAAGAAGUUAGCCAAUGCCUCGUUAAGAAGCUCCAAAUCAUUGGAAAUCACGACGAAUAGUUGUUCGAAGGCAUUGAAUAAUCUCAAAACGUCCAAAUCCUUCGAUGGUACCGUUAGGACCGAAAACAUCGAAGCAGAGUCACCGAGUUUAUUACAAAGAAAACAAUUGUUAGCUCAGCACGGUGUUAUCGUUUAAAAUAAUGAAAAGGAGAGAAGCCCUAUUUUUCUUUCGUUUGAAAAUUUUAUUUUUUCUUGUUUUUUUUUUCUUUUCUUAAAAUUGUUUUUCUUUUUCUUUUUUUUACUUUUUUGUUUUUUUAGAGAGAGAGAGAGAGAGAGAGAGAUCCAACAUAUAUAUAAAAAGAGAGAGAGAGAGAGAGAGAGAGAGAAAGAGAAACAAUCGAAUGGCAUUGUCGCAGUGUCCAGUGCAUAUCGUAAAUUGUUGCUAGGAAGAACGAUUGAUCACUUUAACAAGAGAUACAUUUUCAAUGUAAUUCCGUAAUGUACUAAACGGUACAUACAUACGUGAAAAGAAAUUUUUAGCGAUUUAAUUAAUUACCAGUUUGAUUUCAAACUUAUGCUCGUCUUUUUCGAGCUUAAAGAUGAAAAAUCGUUUGAUUUUUAUACCGUCAUUUUAUCGAUUUGUUACGGUUAACGAGAUAGAGAGAAUAAAAGUGUACUUAUUGGUUUAACUUUAUACGUUUAAACGGAUAAUAUGUCGUCUAUACAAAUCGAAUGAAAUUUUUCACUCUCUAAUCUGAAACACUACAAGAACUUGAAUAUAUAUUUCUAUCCUGAAAGAUAUAUACUUGGUCCUCUCUUGAAAAAUACAUUUUAAAACUAAAAUAGUCAUUAUAAUUAUUAUAUUUAAACGUUCGCCUAGAUCAUUGUCAUUUAGAUCAUUGUCAUUCCCAUCUUGUGUCUUCUUUUUGCAUAUUAAAAAUUCAUAUUUUAUCAUUGAACAUAAAAUUUAUUAAUAUAAAUGGAUCAUGCGUGUGUCGAUCAUGGAUUUAAUUAAAUCGUAUAGUUAUUUAAAUGAUUAUUAUUCUUUUAAUUAUGGAAUACAGUUCUUAACACGAGAACCGUGCCAUAUACCAUUAAAAAAUCAGCCUUUUUCAUAAACACAAAUCUCCCUUUUUUUUUCUUUUUAUUAUUAUUACAAUCCUAUAAUAACAACUUCUAAUCAGAAUUUAUCGAGAUUCGGGAAAAGGGGGUAAGAAAAAAAAAUUAUUGCAAUUUCAAUGUUAUCAUCGUUUUACUUGAUAAAACAUAUUUUAUGACAAUUUAGAAUGAAAUACAUUAUUGAUUACCGUUGUACAAGUAAUACAAUAAAUAAAAAUAUCAAAUAAAGUCUACCUUAAGUCCAUUGAAA